Messenger RNA from Salvelinus fontinalis (brook trout), 4515 nucleotides. RefSeq names its product beta-1,3-galactosyltransferase 1-like. The coding region runs from base 402 to 1700 and encodes 432 amino acids. Gene Ontology annotation, molecular function: N-acetyl-beta-D-glucosaminide beta-(1,3)-galactosyltransferase activity. Gene Ontology annotation, cellular component: membrane. Lineage: Eukaryota; Metazoa; Chordata; Actinopteri; Salmoniformes; Salmonidae. The transcript has 2 exons. The record is from RefSeq and is a predicted model, not a curated record.
CUGGAAAUACUGGUGGAGCAGAAGCAACCUUUGACCACGGCUGCCUUCUACCAUUACAUGUAGUUGUUGUAUGGUACAACAUGAAUUGACUGAGGUUUGGACGACCUAAAUCUACCUGCCUGCAUGAGUAUGACACAACUAGAGUUGACCGAGGAGGGACUACCUAAACCUGAAUACCUGCCUGCAUGAGUAUGACACAACUAGAGUUGACCGAGGAGGGACUACCUAAACCUGAAUACCUGCCUGCAUGAGUAUGACACAACUAGAGUUGACCGAGGAGGGACUACCUAAACCUGAAUACCUGCCUGCAUGAGUAUGACACAACUAGAGUUGACCGAGGAGGGACUACCUAAACAUGAAUACCUGCCUGGCAGCCAUCCCCAGCUAGAUAGAUUUCCAACAUGGUGGAAGAUGGCACUAAGAAUGGAGGAAGAAGAAAGGAGAUGUCGGAAGGCAGGAGAUACUGUGGCUGGUCCCGUUUCCGUUGCUGUUUCCUCAUCCUGCUCCUCACAGCAAUGGUCUUCUUCUACUUCGGCGAUCGGUCAGUAGAGUGGGUCCCAACACUAGACAGGGCCUCAAAAUGGUGGGCAGAAUUCCGUGGUGGUUCACCAAGCAGAUCUGGUUCUACCAACACCAGUAGGGAAGUAGUUUCUCUAAACUCCACUGAUUUUACCAUAGACGCUCAUGAAACUGCAUCUGCCAAUUCAACAGAUCGUCAGACUUCACUUAUCCACUCUACUCAGCAGGCCAUCAAACUCAACACAACACAUAAUGAAACUAGUUCCGUCACGUCUGCAAUGACCAUCACUGAUCUGAUCACAGAGGUCAAGGCAGUUCGGUCCACUCCUCCUCCGUAUGUGUCCCCAGGACCGUACCAUGUAGAAUACCCAUCAGAGUACAUCUUCAUCCUGGAUGAGCCAGAGAAAUGCCGGGAGCAGAACCCCUUCCUGGUUCUGAUGGUGCCAGUGGCGCCCUAUAACAGGGACGCUCGUGAGGCCGUCCGCAGUACUUGGGGCAGUGAGAGGCAGGUACUGGGCAAAGAGGUCCGUCUGUUCUUCCUGCUGGGACUGCCCAGUGGAGAGGAGACAGAGCAGCUCCAGGAGAAGGUGCUGCAGGAGAGCAAAGAGCACCAGGAUCUGCUGCAGAGCGACUUCAUAGACGGCUACAAAAACCUGACCAUCAAGACCAUGGUGAUGAUGGAGUGGCUGAGCUCUCGCUGCCCCAACGCCUCCUACGCCAUGAAGAUCGACUCAGACAUGUUCCUCAACGUGAACACCUUGGUCAACAUGCUGCUUCACGCUCCAAAACAGAACUACCAGACUGGACUAGUGGCCCAAUGGGGCGCCGUUCUAAGAGACCGUAACUCCAAAUGGUACCUUCCAAUGGAGGUGUUUCCUGAACCAGUAUAUCCACCUUACGCUCUGGGCCUGGGCUAUGUCUUCACCUUAGACCUCCCCAGGAAGCUGGUGGAGGCGUCCAGGCAUGUUAAAGCCGUCUACAUAGAGGAUGUGUAUCUGGGACUGUGUAUGAGACACCUGGCCAUCCGGCCUACUGACCCCCCCAGUGGAAACCUCUUCCAGGUUUUCCCUGUGGCUUAUGACCGCUGCACCUACUCACGGCUGAUAGCCACCACCACAAACAGUAUCACUGACCAGGUCAAUGCAUGGAAAGACCUACACAAACCUGGUCCUCCCUGCUGAUCUCAUACAGUAACAGACUGACUGAUGUACCAAUCACUUCCUCAUUGUUUGUUCAACCACUAACUAACAAACAAACUAAGAAGGCGACGUCUCCAAGGUGAUGGGGAAAGGAUAUACAACAUUUCUGGAUGAUCUGAAAACAGCUGUGCAGCAACACUCCCCAUCCAACCUGACAGAGCUUGAGAGACUCUGCAAAGAAGAAUAGGAGAAACUCCCCAAAUACAGGUGUGCCAAGCUUGUAGCAUCAUACCCAAGAAGACUCAAGGCUGUAAUCACUGCCAAAGGUUCUUUAACAAAGUACUGAGUAAAGGGUCUGAAUACUUUCGUGAAUAAAAUAUUUCAGUUUUUAUUUUUAAUAAAUUAGCAAAAAUUUCUAAAAUCCUGUUUUUGCUUUGUCAAUAUGGGGUAUUGUGUGUAGAUUGAUGAGGGGAAAUAACUAUUUAAUACAUUUUAGAAUAAGGCUUUAACCUACCAAAAUGUGGGAAAAGUCAAGGUAUCUGAAUACUUUCCAAAGGCACUGUAUACCUUGGUGAAGAACAUUGACACCCUGAAGGACCAGUUUCUUCACGUUACGUCCUUUGGGAGAAUGUUCAUUUUCUCUGAACCAAGGCAGACACCUUGCCUCACCGGUUUUUCCUUCAAAAGCCUUUUUUAAACAAAGACUGAGAGCAGCAGUUAUCUGUCUAACCUGGACUAAGAAAUGGAUUCACCGGGUUGGGUCUGUCUGUGGUGAAUGUGUGUACUACACUGAAGCAGCAAACACCCAGAACAAGUUAAACAGGUUUAUUGUAAUAGAGACUAGUUGGCUGUGUUUAGACAGGCAGACCAAUUCUGAUCUUUUUGACACUAAAUGUUCAUUUGACCAAUAAUCACAUCUAUUUCAGAACUGAUGUGAUGGUCAAAAGUCUAAACACAGCCGCUGCACUGCACUUUAUAAUCAGGUUUGCCUUUUCCCAGAGCGCAUCUGUAACAGGUUAAUUUGACCCUGCUUCUAACAGCAGGAAAAUAAUCCUGCAGCAACAGAACAUGUGGAUAAUUAUGUGUAUUAUAAUUCACACAAUUUGUUGUAGGGGUUGAUACAUUUUUCGUGAGGGCGAGUCAAGUUUGAAAUGACAAACUUUAGAAGCCUUUUUAAAAGGAAAAUUCUCUGUGACAGAGCGAUUAAGUAGACAGCAGAUCUGUAUCAGUUCUUGAUGGAAAUAAGUGAAGGGGUACUGGGAAGGCUUUGGCUGUAGAGGCAAUAGAAUAGUAGACCAGGAACUUUCCCCAAAGUCACAAGUCAAAUGUCCCAAAAUGAAGUAGCUUUGUAUGAGUUGUAGCAUUUAUUAUGUGGUUUAGUCCAGCUAUCAGGAAGAGAUGCUACAUUGCAUUCAUUUUGCACUUGGCAGGGUCAGAGGGAAUGUGGUUUGCCUGAGAGUUUGUGCCAACUGCGUUGAAGACAGUUGAGACGGCACACUGAGGAAGACAUAUCACUUCCUCCUUCGUUCUUGCCAGAGAUGUAAUCUGGUGACUUUGUAAUGCAUUUCCACGUUGAUUAAAAUGUUUUAAUACUGAUUAUGAUGAUACUGAUUUUGGAUUAGAAGAGAGUUAAAUCACACAAACCAAUAUUUAUCUGCCCAAAGGGCCUGUUGCACAGAUGAUGUUUAGGCUACAGUGUGAUUAGACCAGGGCAGAUGUUUAGGCUAUAAUGAGGUUAGACCAGGGCUGAUGUUUAGACUACAGUGUGGUUAGACCAGGGAUGAUGUUUAGGCUACAGUGAGGUUAGACCAUGGCUGAUGUUUAGACUACAGUGUAAUUAGACCAGGGCUGAUGUUUAGGCUACAGUGUGAUUAGACCAGGGCUGAUGUUUAGACUACAGUGUGAUUAGACCAGGGCUGAUGUUUAGACUACAGUGGGGUUAGACCAGGGCUGAUGUUUAGACUACAGUGUGAUUAGACCAGGGCUGAUGUUUAGACUACAGUGUGGUUAGACCAGGGCUGAUGUUUAGGCUACAGUGGGGUUAGACCAGGGCUGAUGUUUAGGCUACAGUGUGGUUAGACCAGGGCUGAUGUUAGACUACAGUGUGAUUAGACCAGGGCUGAUGUUUAGACUACAGUGUGGUUAGACCAGGGCUGAUGUUUAGACUACAGUGUGGUUAGACCAGGGAUGAUGUUAGACCAGGGCUGAUGUUAGACCAGGGCUGAUGUUUAGACUACAGUGUGAUUAGACCAGGGCUGAUGUUUAGACUACAGUGUGGUUAGACCAGGGCUGAUGUUUAGGCUACAGUGUGGUUAGACCAGGGCUGAUGUUAGACUACAGUGUGAUUAGACCAGGGCUGAUGUUAGACCAGGGCUGAUGUUUAGGCUACAGUGUGAUUAGACCAGGGCUGAUGUUUAACCUACAGUGUGAUUAGACCAGGGCUGAUGUUUAACCUACAGUGUGAUUAGACCAGGGCUGAUGUUAGACCAGGGCUGAUGUUUAACCUACAGUGUAAUUAGACCAGGGCUGAUGUUUAACCUACAGUGUGAUUAGACCAGGGCUGAUGUUUAGACUACAGUGUGAUUAUACCAGGGCUGAUGUUUAGGCUACAGUGUGAUUAUACCAGGGCUGAUGUUUAACCUACAGUGUGAUUAGACCAGGGCUGAUGUUUAGACUACAGUGUGAUUAGACCAGGGCUGAUGUUUAACCUACAGUGUGAUUAGACCAGGGCUGAUGUUUAGACUACAGUGUGAUUAGACCAGGGCUGAUGUUUAGACUACAGUGUGAUUAGACCAGGGCUGAUGUUUAGACUACAGUGUGAUUAGACCAGGGCUGAUGUUAGACUACAGUGUGAUUA